Messenger RNA from Sphenostylis stenocarpa, 214 nucleotides. The record is from the annotation of a GenBank genome assembly. NCBI's taxonomy places the organism in Eukaryota, Viridiplantae, Streptophyta, Magnoliopsida, Fabales, Fabaceae.
AGAAAAUAAGAUUGUGUGGUCCACUAUGUUGGUGACAUUCGGGAAGAUGUUUGAAAAGGUCAGUAUAUUACAUAAUGUACUUCUUCCUACUCAUUUGGUUAAGGUCAUUAUCGAAAAAGUUUGUGAUGGUAGUGUUAUUGUGCAUGUGCCAAUAGAUGAGGUUACUACUAUAGCACAGACACUUCAAACUUUCAUUGUUGUCCUAGACAUCUAG